GCGUGCUUCCACGUUGAGUUACCGGUGAUUUCAGCAGACCAAGUGUUUGGUUCCGUCUGUUUUCAGCACCAGAGUUCAUUGUGUUGUUAGUGAUAUUUUCGAGUUACAAAGGGGAACAGUUGCUUACACCAUGGUUCUUGACUUAGACCAAUUCCGUACUGAUAAGGGUGGCAACCCAGCCAAAAUCAGAGAAAACCAAGCAAAGCGUUUCAAAGAUGUAACAUUGGUUGACAAAGUUGUUGAGCACGACACAGCAUGGAGAAAAUUGCGCUUUAGAGCAGAUCUUCUAAACAAGCUAAAAAAUGUUUGCAGCAAAGAAAUUGGAGAGAAAAUGAAGAAAAAAGAACCAGUUGGUGAUGAUGAUUCAAUUCCUGCUGACAUUCUGAGCAACUUAGAUGCUCUUACACAGGACAAGCUCAAGGAGCUCACUGUGACCCAGAUCAAAAAAGUUCGGCUCACUCUAGAUGACCAGAUGAAGGAGAAUGAUGCUAACCUCUCACAACAUGAGACUGACAGGAAUGAGGCUCUCAAGGAAAUUGGCAACAUGCUCCAUGAGUCAUGCAUUAUCAGCAAGGACGAGGAUGAAAAUGGCAUUGAGAGAACGUUUGGGGACAUAGAGACCAAGAAGAAGUACUCCCACGUGGAUCUUGUCGUCAUGAUUGACGGUGCUGACAAUGAAAGAGGAUCUGUCACUGCUGGCGGGAGAGGUUACUACCUCAAGGGCCCCCUUGUGUUCUUGGAACAAGCUCUGAUCAAUCAUGCCAUGAUGUUGUUGCAUGACAAGGGUUACACCCCUUUGUACACACCUUUCUUCAUGAGGAAACAAGUAAUGCAAGAAGUAGCUCAGCUGUCACAGUUUGAUGAAGAGCUGUACAAGGUUGUGGGAAAGGGCGGAGACAAAAAGGAUGAGAGUGACCAAGAUGAAAAGUACCUGAUUGCAACCUCGGAGCAGCCCAUUGCUGCGUUCCAUCGUGAUGAAUGGAUAGCCACAGAACAGCUUCCCAUCAGAUACAUGGGAUACUCUACGUGUUUUAGGCAAGAGGCUGGAUCGCAUGGAAGAGAUACUCGGGGUAUCUUCCGUGUGCAUCAAUUUGAAAAGAUAGAGCAGUUCUGCAUUACUUCUCCAGAGGAGAACAAGUCAUGGGAAAUGUUCAAUGAAAUGAUUACCAAUGCUGAAGAGUUCAACAAAUCUCUUGGUAUUCCCUACAGAGUUGUCAAUAUUGUUUCAGGAGAGCUGAAUAAUGCUGCUGCAAAGAAGCUGGAUUUGGAAGCCUGGUUCCCAGGCUCAGGUGCUUUCCGUGAGCUGGUGUCGUGUUCAAACUGUCUGGACUACCAGUCAAGGAGGCUGCAGAUUCGCUUUGGACAGACCAAAAAGAUGGGCCAGGAGACCAGCUACGUCCAUAUGCUCAACGCCACCAUGUGUGCCACCACCAGAACUCUGUGCGCAAUCUUGGAGAACUUCCAAACGGAGGAUGGAGUUGUUGUUCCUGAAGUGCUCAGAAAAUUCAUGCCUUCAGGCUACAAUGAAAAGAUUCCUUUUGUGAAACCUGCGCCUAUUGAUGAGCAAGAGGCAAAGAAGCAGAAGAAAGGCAAGAAGGGAGGCAAGCCGCCAGCAGAGCCAAAAGAGCAAUAAGAAUGCUAUUUCAAACUGAACAGAGAUUGGUACAUCAUCAAAGUGUACUCUGUUUUAAAUUAUUUCAUUGCCUGAAUGAGAGAGGGUUGCGAAUGAGAGGGUGAUACUGAUAGGCCUACAGUGUUAUACUUGAUUUGUUGUUGUUUUAAUCCCUAAGGUUUUUAUUUCGUUUACAUACUGUACUGUAGAUAUUUUUUAAAAUUAGGCACAAGUAAAAAGUAAAAGGCUUACAUUUUUAGUGUUGUCUUUAUCCACCGUUACAGUUCGUAACCUAUUACAGCCUUCUUUUUUUUCUGUUAGUACUAGUGCCAUGAUUAUGUCAAUGAUGUACUGCUCGUACUUAAAUUUCUUCCCUUUCUGCUUCAUAGGAAUGUUUGGUUCUUCCCUUUUAUGUUCUCUACAAGUGGCCUUCUUUUUUAAUGCUUAUGUUGGAUCUCCUUAACUUUUUUUAAAGACACAUCCUAAAGAGUCCCCCCUCUUUAAAAUAUUUUUGCUUUGGUUAUCAUAGCCACAGCAGAGAAAAGAAAUGUAUUGCAUGCUUCCUUUUUUAUGUUUUAGUAGAGGCGGAAGUAUUGCAUUGUUCUGGAGAAGAGGUUAAUGGUGUGUUAUGUCACAACUACUAAUAUAUUAGACCAACUAUUUUUGAACAGUGAAAAAAAUGUUCAGAUCCCUUACAAAUACCGGUGAGGGUAUAUUUUGAGUAAAUAGCCCAUUGAUGACCAUAGCAAAGACUUAGUUUUUAUCUUUUUGUGUUGGUGAAGUGAUAUAUCAUGAUCACAAAGUAUAAAAGAUAUUGGAAUUGCAUCCCAUUUCAAACUGUUUGUCAUUAUAGUAUAGCUGCAUAAGUUUUUUAGCUGAGUUUUUUUCUUUUUUUGACUUUGAGCUGCUCACCUUGAAUGUAUAAACUGAUGGUGGCAUUUUUUGUCUUGUAUCCUGUCAUCCUUUGAUACAUUUCAUGUCAUCCAGAAGUUAUCACUUGAUCACAAAUAUCUUUUUGUGUUCUUGCAACAAAGAUAGGUGGAAAUGUUAAUGAUAGCAAAAAGUUCCUCUCACAGAUCCUGAGUACCGGUAAUUAAUUAAUGUUUUCGUUGUUGAAAUUUUAAAAUCGCAUUAUCUGGUUAUAAUCUUGGCAAUAGGCAAACAGCAACCUUUUUUUUAAAAAAAAUAAUCUUGUAAUCUUCAUAUUUUUUGGAGCUAAGUUUGCCUGUAAAAUGAGGUCUGAACUGGGUUAUUAUUAAAGAUGUCUUGCUACAGUGCAAAAAUAUUUUUGAUCUAACUUGUAGCUUCUGCAGUUGCAAGCGCCGUAAAACCUCUACUAAAACUAAACUAACAUGUAGCUUUCCAUUAUGUAGAGUAAGAAUAUCUUCAAAUCUUGUGGUCUUCUUUCCUAUCAAACUUAUAUCGUCUUUAUCUCCCCUCCGUCUUUUUUGUGUUUGUUACUCUCUUGUAACGCCUCUAAUCUUCAGCAUUUAUAUGACCUUAUUGUGUUGAAAGUGCCGUAAAACUCUUACAAAAACUAAAAAGACCUUAUGGAAGUACUGUUCUCUCCCCUCUUCUCUCUGACCUCCUCUACUAUCAGCUCUCUGUGUUCAGUUGUACAUCAGGGGCACCCUUGGUGCAUCAGGUUUUUGCUUCUGUAAUACUAUUUCUUGACAUAUAUUAUACAUACAAUGCAAUGUGAAUGUGAUGCCACGUCUUGUGGGACGCUUUGUCCUUUGCCCCUACGCUUUGAGAAGACGGGAAAUAAAAUUGAAGAAACAAAAAAAAAA
Molecule: messenger RNA, 3402 nt
Organism: Aplysia californica (California sea hare)
Lineage: Eukaryota; Metazoa; Mollusca; Gastropoda; Aplysiida; Aplysiidae
Product: serine--tRNA ligase, cytoplasmic
Exons: 11
Coding region: 131-1633 (500 amino acids)
Biological process (GO): seryl-tRNA aminoacylation
Cellular component (GO): cytosol
Molecular function (GO): tRNA binding; serine-tRNA ligase activity; ATP binding
Source: RefSeq, a predicted model, not a curated record